Molecule: messenger RNA, 1469 nt
Organism: Hevea brasiliensis (rubber tree)
Lineage: Eukaryota; Viridiplantae; Streptophyta; Magnoliopsida; Malpighiales; Euphorbiaceae
Product: zinc transporter 11
Exons: 3
Coding region: 236-1270 (344 amino acids)
Biological process (GO): zinc ion transmembrane transport
Cellular component (GO): membrane
Molecular function (GO): zinc ion transmembrane transporter activity
Source: RefSeq, a predicted model, not a curated record
UAUAGGAAAGUAAAGAACAACAAAAAAUGACCUGUCUUUCUAUUAGUAAUACUACCAACUCUAUUUGUCUUGCUCCUCUGAGGACAACCCCUUUCUCUCUGCAGUACGUGCAUACGACAAACCAUUUCCUCCGCCUGUGUACAAUAUAUUUAGAUAUGGAUAGAAGGGAAACUCUAGUUCCAAUUUUCCACGGCGGAUUCAUAUUCAUCAUCCUCUUUAAUUUGUUUCACCACCCAUGUCUCGCUUUCUCUUCUCUCUUUCCGUCUUCCUUUCUCUUCUCCUCAUAGCCACCGCACACGGUGGCGGCCACGACGAUGAUGAUCAUACUAGCAGUGAUGUUCAUGUCAAUCUGCGGGAGAAGUCCUUAAUCUUGGUGAAAAUAUGGUGCUUGAUUUUGGUGUUUGUAGGGACUUUCCUUGGUGGGGUUUCACCUUACUUCAUGAAGUGGAACGAUGGUUUCUUGGUGCUGGGAACUCAGUUUGCUGGAGGGGUGUUCUUGGGGACUGCUUUGAUGCACUUCUUGAGCGAUGCAAAUAAGACCUUCGAGGACUUGACUAAGAAACAGUACCCUUUUGCUUUCAUGUUGGCUAGUGCUGGUUAUUUGAUGACUAUGCUUGCUGAUUGUGUUAUUUCCUAUGUGUAUGGGAAGAGAAGCAGUGAGGCCAAUGGAGAUUUAGAGCGUCAAGAGAGCGUUGAUCAUGGAAACACAAGCCACCAUAGCACUUCACAGUCACAUUUUCAGAUGCAUAAUGGUACUGAUGCUGCCUCUGCAAAAUCCUCACUUGCAACUGUCAGAUCAUUUGGGGACAGCAUUUUGCUUAUAGUCGCUUUGUGUUUCCAUUCUGUCUUCGAGGGCAUUGCAAUUGGAGUUGCAGAGACGAAAAACGAUGCUUGGAAAGCUUUAUGGACCAUCUGUCUGCACAAGAUAUUUGCAGCCAUUGCAAUGGGAAUAGCUCUUCUUCGGAUUAUCCCUGAUCGCCCCUUGUUAUCCUGCGUUGCUUAUGCUUUUGCAUUUGCCAUUUCAAGUCCAGUUGGUGUGGUUAUUGGGAUUAUCAUAGAUGCCACAACUCAAGGUCCGGUGGCAGACUGGAUCUUUGCCAUAUCAAUGGGACUGGCUUGUGGAAUAUUCAUCUAUGUAGCAAUAAAUCAUCUCCUAUCCAAGGGUUACAGGCCUCAGGAGGCAGCUUCAGUUGACACACCCCAUCAUAAGUUCUUGGCAGUGUUGUUGGGUAUUGGGAUAAUUGCUGUUGUGAUGAUAUGGGACACAUAAGGAAAUCAAAUCACUGCUUGGUUUUUGUUCUGGAGGCCUAGAUUAUUGAAGAUUGUCAGGAUUCGUUUCAUUAGUUGACCUUUUUGGUUGUUUACUCCCAUAGGAGCUUACGCCAUUAGUGAAUUAAUGUUAAUAAUCUAUAAAUAAUGCCAAGAUUACACAAAUACGUUGGGAUUAAAUGUAAGAAUUCAUUCUAUAA